Messenger RNA from Spodoptera littoralis (African cotton leafworm), 435 nucleotides. NCBI's taxonomy places the organism in Eukaryota, Metazoa, Arthropoda, Insecta, Lepidoptera, Noctuidae. The record is from the annotation of a GenBank genome assembly.
AUGGUCGAUGAACAAGAAGCCACUAAUUACCCGAUAGAAUUUUUAAAUUCUUUAAAUAUGCCCGGACUUCCCUCUCAUGGAAUUUGUUUAAAAAUUGGCAUUCCAAUUAUUCUGCUCCGAAAUUUAAGACCACCACAACUUUGCAAUGGAACUCGUCUAAAAGUAACCCAGUUGCAACAAAAUAUAAUCGAGGCUCAAAUUUUAACAGUCCAAUUUAAAAGGACGCAAUUCCCAGUAUCGGUGUGUUAUGCAAUGACAAUUAACAAGGCUCAAGGGCAGACUUUUCGUGUUGCUGGAGUAGAUCUCAGUGUCAGUUGUUCCUCGUAUAAUCAGUUGUAUGUUGCUCUUUCCCGUGUUAGCAGUUUUAAAAAUCUUUAUGUUCACGUGCCGGACGGGUCAACUUUCAAUAUAGUUUACCCGGAGGCUUUGCAUUGA